AUGAGACAUGAGGGUGAGAAGUUCAUCAUGCAGUCAGUCAUGUCUAAUGAACGGUUAGACCCGCUUCCAACACCCGUGACCGGGGUUUUGCAUGUAAUUAGUGAGCGAGAAUCACGAGAUAACAUAAAGCGCAAGUUGCGGCGGCGGCCGAUUUGGGGGCGGGGCAUCAUCAGGAAGAAAAAGAGCUAUAAAAAGGAGGAAGCGGAGGAAGAUGAUGAACCGGAAGAGGAGGAGGGAGCAGACGACUCUGCUGCAGUGGUGCAAGGUGACGCUUAUCUCACCCAGGACGAGUCGUCCUGUGAUGCCAUGGAGCUCCAUCCUGACAAGCAACCACUCCAGGCCAACGGACACAUCCUCUCCACGGAGGAGGAGAAUUCCUCUGAACCGACGGCCACUCAGGACUCUCAGGGCGAGAAGGAGCCCAUCAAGGCCCCCUCAGAGGAGGCUUCCAGCAGUAAGGAGGCCACAACAGUCCCUGCUCCUCAAGAGUGUGUGAAUGGAAAUGAAUCUAUGGACAGCGUGUACAGUGAGGCUCUUGAUAAAGAAACCGAGGUAGACUCAAUUAAUAAAGAUGCACUUGAAGCAGAGCAUAAGGAGCCUUCUGCCCCAGAAUGCAAUGCAGAAGAGAAUGUGACCGCAGCGGAGGGGACGGCAUCUGAUGGCGACCAUGAAACAGAAGGUUCAUCAAAUGGGAAGAAAAAGUCAGACGAGUUGGCCGUCGGACUCGAGGAGACUGUGGAACUUCCGCCACCUCCGGCUCUCGUGGUUGACCACCACCGACUCAAACUGGGUGAAUCUCAGGAAACCUGUCAAGAACGUGUCUAGUGCACAUUUCACCACAAC
Molecule: messenger RNA, 843 nt
Organism: Sinocyclocheilus grahami
Lineage: Eukaryota; Metazoa; Chordata; Actinopteri; Cypriniformes; Cyprinidae
Product: ATPase family AAA domain-containing protein 2B-like
Exons: 4
Coding region: 1-825 (274 amino acids)
Source: RefSeq, a predicted model, not a curated record